Messenger RNA from Trichoderma aggressivum f. europaeum, 1176 nucleotides. RefSeq lists its product as uncharacterized. Bases 1 to 1176 code for a protein of 391 amino acids. Gene Ontology annotation, biological process: DNA repair; DNA-templated DNA replication. The transcript has 3 exons. The record is from RefSeq and is a predicted model, not a curated record. Gene Ontology annotation, cellular component: DNA replication factor C complex; Rad17 RFC-like complex; Elg1 RFC-like complex. Gene Ontology annotation, molecular function: DNA binding; DNA clamp loader activity; ATP hydrolysis activity. Lineage: Eukaryota; Fungi; Ascomycota; Sordariomycetes; Hypocreales; Hypocreaceae.
AUGUCCGACUACGAGGAUGAGAUGGACGUGGAUGGCCCUGGUCCAUCUGCCGAUAUCACAUUUUCAGCCGAGGCGACCAAGGGCAAACGGAGCGCUGCCAACCUGCCAGUUGAAGCUGAAGAUACCUUGCCAUGGGUUGAAAAGUAUCGUCCAGUAACGCUCGACGAUGUGUCCGGUCACCAGGACAUUCUAGCCACCAUCAACAAGUUUGUCGAGUCGAAUCGCCUCCCUCACCUGCUUCUCUACGGACCUCCCGGCACGGGAAAGACGUCUACCAUCUUGGCCCUGGCACGACGAAUCUACGGCACUGCCAACAUGCGCCAGAUGGUGCUGGAAUUGAACGCCUCCGACGACAGAGGCAUUGAUGUUGUCCGAGAACAGAUUAAGACGUUUGCUAGCACAAAACAAAUCUUUUCCAUGGGCAGCAGUGCAGCCAAGGGCAAUGCGAUUGCAGGGUUCAAGCUGAUCAUCCUGGACGAGGCGGAUGCCAUGACCAACACCGCACAGAUGGCGCUUCGAAGAAUCAUGGAGAAGUACACGGCAAACACACGGUUCUGCAUCAUUGCCAACUACGCUCACAAGCUCAGCCCCGCGCUGCUGUCUCGUUGUACGAGAUUUCGGUUCAGUCCGUUGAAGGAGGGGGACAUUAGGGUGUUGGUAGAGAAGGUGGUGGAGGAGGAAAACGUCAAGAUCCAGGGUGAAGCUGUGGAUGCACUAGUGAAGCUGAGCAAGGGCGACAUGCGAAGGGCAUUGAACGUGCUUCAGGCCUGUCAUGCAUCAAGCACACCAUUGAGACUAAAGAACGAACCGAAACCGCCGGAAAGCGAGAUCAAGCGCGAGACGAUUACUACCGAAACGAUUUACAACUGCAUUGCGGCGCCUCAGCCCGAUGCCAUCAAGGAGAUUAUGGAGACGCUCCUGAGCACGCCGGACGUGACGAGCUGUCUGAAUACGAUUAAUGCGCUAAAGACAACGCAGGGCCUGGCGCUGGCGGAUAUUAUCACGGCGCUGAUGGAGCAGCUGACGAAGCUCGAGGUGAGCGCAGAGGUUAUGAUUACCUGGCUGGAAGGCCUGGCGGAGAUUGAGCACAGAGUUGCUGGAGGAGGCAGCGAGAUGGUCCAGACGGGAGCGGUGGUGGGAGUUGUGCGAGGAGGAGUGGAAUUGAUGAGCAAAUGA